Centrocercus urophasianus (Greater sage-grouse) is the source of this 2253-nucleotide messenger RNA. RefSeq names its product adaptor related protein complex 3 subunit mu 1 (gene AP3M1). Bases 60 to 1316 code for a protein of 418 amino acids. The record is from RefSeq and is a predicted model, not a curated record. Gene Ontology annotation, biological process: intracellular protein transport; endocytosis. NCBI's taxonomy places the organism in Eukaryota, Metazoa, Chordata, Aves, Galliformes, Phasianidae. The transcript is spliced from 9 exons. Gene Ontology annotation, cellular component: cytoplasmic vesicle; clathrin adaptor complex.
GCCUCGCCGCCAUCUUGGCCGCUGCCCCGGGAGCGGGACGCGCCGCGCCGGGGGAGAAAAUGAUCCACAGCCUGUUUCUUAUAAACUGUUCUGGUGAUAUAUUCCUGGAGAAGCACUGGAAGAGCGUUGUGAGCCAGUCUGUGUGUGAUUAUUUCUUCGAAGCUCAGGAGAAAGCAGUCGAUGUCGAGAACGUGCCUCCUGUCAUCUCCACGCCACAUCACUACCUCAUCAGCAUCUAUCGCGAUAAAAUCUUCUUUGUGUCUGUCAUACAGACAGAAGUGCCACCGCUCUUCGUAAUUGAAUUUCUGCACCGAGUAGCAGAUACUUUUCAGGAUUACUUCGGCGAAUGUUCUGAGACUGCGAUUAAGGACAAUGUGGUCAUUGUGUACGAGCUGCUGGAAGAAAUGUUAGACAACGGCUUUCCACUGGCAACAGAAUCCAACAUACUGAAGGAGCUGAUCAAGCCUCCCACAAUUCUGCGUUCCGUUGUCAACUCCAUCACAGGCAGCAGUAAUGUGGGUGACACCCUUCCCACCGGACAGCUGUCCAACAUUCCUUGGCGCAGAGCGGGCGUAAAAUACACAAACAAUGAAGCCUACUUUGAUGUCAUUGAAGAAAUUGAUGCGAUUAUAGACAAAUCAGGUUCCACAGUCUUUGCAGAAAUCCAAGGUGUUAUUGAUUCGUGUAUUAAGCUCUCAGGAAUGCCAGAUCUUUCUCUUUCUUUCAUGAACCCCAGGCUGCUGGAUGACGUCAGCUUCCAUCCGUGUAUUCGAUUCAAACGCUGGGAGUCUGAAAGAGUGCUGUCGUUUAUUCCUCCAGAUGGGAAUUUCAGACUGAUCUCCUACCGUGUCAGCUCACAGAACUUGGUGGCAAUUCCUGUGUACGUGAAGCAUUUGAUCAGUUUUAAGGAGAACAGUUCUUCGGGAAGAUUUGAUGUUACCAUUGGACCAAAACAGAAUAUGGGGAAAACAGUAGAAGGAGUUGUCAUGACAGUUCACAUGCCAAAAGCAGUACUUAAUAUGAACCUCACUGCUACACAAGGCAGCUAUACAUUUGAUCCAGUUACUAAGGUGUUAACAUGGGAUGUUGGCAAAAUUACCCCUCAAAAGCUGCCAAAUCUGAAGGGAAUAGUGAACCUGCAGUCUGGAGCCCCUAAGCCUGAAGAGAAUCCAAGUUUAAAUAUCCAGUUUAAGAUACAACAGCUUGCAAUUUCAGGACUGAAAGUAAAUCGCCUGGACAUGUACGGAGAAAAAUACAAGCCUUUUAAAGGUGUCAAAUACAUUACAAAAGCAGGAAAAUUUCAAGUCAGGACAUGAGAAGAUGGUCAACUUCUAAGAGGAAAUUCCCCUUAAACGUUAAAAAUGACUGCUUAGUGACUUAUGUUGCUAGUAGGUGCCAAUUAAUUAAUAGAUACUGAUUAGUUUGGGAUCAAAGCAAUUGUGCACUGCAGCUCUUAAAAUGAAAGCGUAGCUUAGUUUCUCCUAUUAUGGCUUUAAAAUGAGGUACCUUUUUUCUAAUACACCUUCACUUUUUUUUAACUGACUUGUCGUGCUGGUGAAUUGUUUGGUACAGGUGAGCCACAAAACGUCUCAAACACUACACUGCCAAAUACCAAAGCCCAGAGGCCAAGCACAUUAGGAAGGCCAGACAGGCCAUUGGGGAAGUGGUGUGGUGGCACAUUCUGCUGCUGUAGCUGCCUGCAGAGAAAGCUGGGCUUUUCUCACAGCCAGCUGCCAGUUGGCAUUUCACAAUGCAUCAUGCAGUCCCUUCAGAAACAGAGCAGAAACGCAAGGGGCAGGGGUCCCAUAGGGGCCUGGGACAGAGCAAAUGUCACUCCUAAGAAAGAGCUUCUGAUGAAGACACAAUGUUUUCCUUGCUGUUUACAAGAAAUCGCCUUUCUUAAGAAGCGUUUGCCUUAAUCAGCUUUCAUUUGUGCCAUCUGCAGAUGAGCUGGUAAAAAUAACAUUCUGCAUUAAAUUGGGGAGGUGUUGCUGCUUCAAUAAUCCACUUUCUUUCCAUUUUAUCUCACCAUCGUCAUUUUUUUUAAGAAUACAGUUGCAGAGAGUAAGAUCUAUUUUUUAUGUGAGACCUUUGCUUUGGUUUUGAUGUUCCACUUUGUUUUGAGUGGAUGCCACCAGAUUCGUGCCGUGUGUGUAUUGGAGUGUAGCUUUUUAGAUAGCACAAUACAAGUGUCAAGUAUAUUUAAUGGUUGUGUGCUUUAAUGUUAUGAAAUAAAGGGAACUCUGCUGCAAA